This is a messenger RNA of Haliotis rufescens (red abalone), 1866 nucleotides long. RefSeq names its product sulfotransferase 1B1-like. Gene Ontology annotation, molecular function: sulfotransferase activity. Gene Ontology annotation, biological process: sulfation. The record is from RefSeq and is a predicted model, not a curated record. Gene Ontology annotation, cellular component: cytoplasm. The coding region runs from base 117 to 980 and encodes 287 amino acids. The transcript has 6 exons. Lineage: Eukaryota; Metazoa; Mollusca; Gastropoda; Lepetellida; Haliotidae.
UCGGCACCAAACGGCUCAUUGAAUGCACCUCGUUUUACUCUUUCAACACUGUUGGCCGGUACACCGACCAAGAAGCCACGAGAAACCAGAUACCGCAGUCCCGUUGAACGCUGACAAUGUCCGUCAAGAAAGUCCCGGAUGCUGCAGGAUGCACUUUGACCUUGCUGGACGUGGACGGGCGCAUGUUCCCCACCUUUCCUGCUGACGUCAUCAGGAGCGUCCCCAAUCUCAAGAUGAGAGACGACGAUAUUCUUAUAUGUGGCUACCCGAAAUCAGGCACCCAUUGGUUGUUUGAGGUGUCACGUGUUCUGUUGAGCGGGUCAUGUGACGAUGGAGGGAUGGAGAAGAAUGACUUGAUGAUCGAAAUGAAGUCACAUGAUCACCUGGCCAAAAUGGCGUCCCCCAGAAUAUUAAACACUCACGUCCAGUUCGACUCGUUACCCAAGGAGAUACAUCAGAAGAAGACCAAGAUAAUAUACCUGCUACGCAACCCUAAAGAUGCGGCGGUUUCAUUUUAUAACCACCAUCGCAAACUGGUGCAGUAUUACGACUAUCAUGGAAUAUUCAAGGAUUAUCUGCCCUUGUGGGUUGAAGGAAAAGUUGACUAUGGAUCGUGGUUUGAUUACGUCCGAAGCUGGCAAGAAGGGCUCACAAGGCACCCGGAUGUUCCGUCGAUCAGUGUGGUGUAUGAAGACAUGAAGGAAGAUGCCCUGUCCCAGAUACGAAGAAUAUCUCAAUUCCUGGGUUUGUCCCACGAUGACGUAUUUUUACGCAAAGUAGACGACUGGUGCUCCUUUAAGCGCAUGCGCGAACGGAAGGGGAAGUUUGAGAUACCUUCUGACGGGCAACCAAUCAUGUAUCGCAAAGGAGAGGUGGGCGACUGGAAAAACUGGUUUACAGUGGCUGACAACGAGUGGUUUGAUCAAGUGUUCACAGAAAAGAUGACAGAUUUUGAUCUGUCACUCAGAUACACCAUAUGACAUUAAGGACAACUUUAAAACAGCAUUACACACAUGCAUACACAAUAUAUACAUACCCUUGACCAUAAGCUUCAUUACGGAAGUGACGUCAUGACCUCCAUCCUCCAGCGACCAAGCUCAAAAUUUCUGUUGCUAAUGACCUUGAACUCACGACCAAUCAAAAUUUUUAUUCUUAACGAGUGGUCGGCAAAUUGCUUACAAAAUGGCGGCCUUUUUUGAGCGAACACUCGAUAUAUUUUGCAACAAUGAUUUUAUUCAGAAUAACCUUCUAGCUGGACAAGAUGUUGGUACACGAAUACAAGUUGUAUAGUGACUUCCAUGUACAGAGUUCCUGUACCUAAUAUCGUGUAAUUUGAUUGGAUGACUAUUUGCGUCGUGUCAUUCGAGCUGCACUCGAAAAGAAGCUGUAGUUGCGAAUGGGACCAGACCACCAUUUCACAAAUCCAUCUUAGCGAUACUGUCAGUAUUAAAGAGUUACGAUCGUCUUAGCGCUGAAAUCGCUUUGUGGAACGUGGCCAAGGGUACCUUUCAUACUGAAAUGGAGAUACGAUACACUGGAAUCGAGAGGAUGCUUGAACAUUGUGACACUUUACACAUGAACGCCAAGGGUAUGUAUCAUAAUGUAUUGGAUACUGGAGGAUGCAUAGUGCAGUGCUGCUUGAACAUUGUGACACGUUCGCACUUGAACUCCAUUAUCAAAAGAAAACAACAGGGUGUUGACUUGUCAGGCGUAUUGUACAGUCACCAUCGUGCUGUCAUUGCUUGAGCAUAUUAUUGUAUGAAUAUACACCCACGUGCUGAAUGGCGGGAAGUAUAGGGUUGUUAACAUUAUCAAAUAUAUUUUUGUACUAGUCCAAGUAGGACAUUAAUAAACAAGCAUGUUACU